This is a messenger RNA of Myotis brandtii (Brandt's bat), 4410 nucleotides long. RefSeq names its product BRCA1 interacting protein C-terminal helicase 1 (gene BRIP1). Gene Ontology annotation, biological process: nucleotide-excision repair; double-strand break repair involved in meiotic recombination. NCBI's taxonomy places the organism in Eukaryota, Metazoa, Chordata, Mammalia, Chiroptera, Vespertilionidae. The coding region runs from base 154 to 4395 and encodes 1413 amino acids. Gene Ontology annotation, cellular component: nucleus. The record is from RefSeq and is a predicted model, not a curated record. The transcript is spliced from 26 exons. Gene Ontology annotation, molecular function: hydrolase activity, acting on acid anhydrides, in phosphorus-containing anhydrides; ATP binding; DNA binding.
GAGUCAGGCGGUGCGGGCCCGCGGCCAGGCGGGGGGCAGCAGCCUGGCGAGGGGGCGAUAGGCUCGUGGCCUGUUGCCCUGGGAGUCGGAGCCCAGGCAGCGUUGCUUCGGUUUUCCUCAGACCAGUUAGGAAUCUGAAGUAAACAAGAAAGUAUGAUGUCUUCAGCGUGGUCUGAAUAUACCAUUGGUGGGGUGAAGAUUAGCUUUCCUUGUAAAGCUUAUCCAUCCCAGCUUGCUAUGAUGAAUUCUAUUGUCAGAGGAUUAAACAGUAAGCAACAUUGUUUGUUGGAAAGCCCUACAGGAAGUGGGAAAAGCUUAGCCUUACUUUGUUCUGCUUUAGCAUGGCAACAAUCUCUUAGUGGAAAGCCAAUGGAUGAAAGCUUAAGUAAAAAAGCUGAAGUAUCAUUGUCAUGUUGUUGUACAUGCCAUUCAAAGAAUUUUACAAACGAUGACAUGAACCAAGGAACUUCACAUCAUUUCAAUAGUCCAAGUACACCACCUUCUGAAAGAAAUGGCACUUCAUCACCUUGUCAAGACUCGCCUGAAAAAACUACGCUGGCUGCAAAAUUAUCUGCCAAGAAACAGGCAUCCCUAUACAGAGAUGAAAAUGAUGAUUUUCAAGUAGAGAAGAAAAGAAUUCGAUCCUUAGAAACUACACAGCAGAUUAGAAAACGGCAUUGUUUUGAAAAGGAAGUACACCAUUUUGAUACAAAAGUUGCUUCAGGAAAGACCACAAAACUCAACUCUCCAUUAAGAAAGAUAAACUCCUUUUCUCCACAAAAUUUCUUCCAGCACCCUUUGUUGAAGAAACGAAUUUUGCUCCAUUUUAUUGCCUUUGCUCCUUUAUUCAAGCCCUCUGGUCACUGUGCUAGGUGCUGUUGUUCUACUAAACAAGGAAACAGUCAAGAUUCUUCAAAUGCCACUAAGAAGGAUCAUGGGGGGAAAUCCAAGAUACCAAAAAUAUAUUUUGGAACACGUACACACAAGCAGAUUGCUCAAAUUACUAGAGAACUCCGGAGGACAGCGUACUCAAGGGUCCCAAUGACUAUUCUUUCCAGCAGGGAUCAUACUUGUGUCCAUCCUGAAGUAGUAGGUAACUUCAACAGAAAUGAAAAGUGCAUGGAAUUGCUGGAUGGAAAAAAUGGCAAAUCCUGCUAUUUUUAUCAUGGUGUUCAUAAAAUUAGUGGUCAACACACAUUCCAGACUCUCCAAGGGAUGUGCAAGGCCUGGGACAUAGAAGAACUCGUUAGCUUGGGGAAAAAAUUAAAGGCAUGUCCAUAUUACACAGCACGAGAACUAAUAGAAGACGCUGACAUAAUAUUUUGUCCCUACAACUAUCUUCUAGAUGCACAAAUAAGGGAAAGUAUGGAUAUCAAUCUGAAAGAACAGGUUGUCAUUUUAGAUGAAGCUCAUAACAUUGAGGACUGUGCUCGGGAAUCAGCAAGUUAUAGUAUAACGGAAGUUCAGCUUCGGUUUGCUCGAGAUGAACUAGAUAGCAUGGUCAACAAUAACAUAAGGAAGAAAGACCAUGAACCCUUACAAGCUGUGUGCUGCAGUCUCAUUAAUUGGUUAGAAGCAAACUCUGAACAUCUUGUGGAACGGGAUUAUGAAUCAUCCUGUAAAAUAUGGAGUGGAAGUGAAAUGCUCUUAAAUUUCCACAAAAUGGGCAUCACCACUGCUACUUUUCCCAUUUUGCAGGGACAUUUUUCUGCUGUCCUUCAAAAAGAAGAAAAAAUGUUAAUGGUUCAUGGUAAAGAGGAGACAAGAGAAGUACCUGUUAUUAGUGCUUCAACUCAAAUAAUGCUCAAAGGACUUUUUAUGGUGCUUGACUAUCUUUUUAGGCAAAAUAGCAGGUUUGCAGAUGAUUAUAAAGUUGCUAUUCAACAGACUUAUUCUUGGAUAAAUCAGACUGAUAUUUCUGAUAAAAAUGGGUUCUUUGUUCCACCAAAAAAUAAGAAACGUUCACGACAGAAAACUGCAGUUCAUGUGCUAAACUUCUGGUGCUUAAAUCCAGCUGUGGCCUUUUCAGAUAUUAAUGGCAAAGUGUGGACGAUUGUUUUGACAUCUGGGACGUUAUCACCAAUGAAAUCCUUUUCAUCAGAACUGGGUGUUACAUUUACUAUCCAACUGGAAGCUAAUCAUGUCAUUAAUAACUCACAGGUUUGGGUUGGCACCAUUGGGUCAGGACCCAAGGGUCGGAAUCUCUGUGCUACCUUCCAGCACACAGAAACAUUUGAGUUCCAGGAUGAAGUGGGAGCACUUUUGUUAUCUGUGUGCCAGAUUGUUGGCCAAGGAAUUUUGUGUUUCUUGCCAUCUUACAAGUUAUUAGAAAAGUUAAAAGAACGUUGGCUCUCUACUGGUUUAUGGCAUAAUCUGGAGUUGGUGAAGACCGUCAUUGUAGAACCACAGGGAGGAGAAAAAACUGAUUUUGAUGAGUUACUACAGGUGUACUAUGAUGCGAUCAAGUGCAAAGGAGAGAAAGAUGGAGCCCUCCUGGUAGCAGUUUGUCGUGGUAAAGUGAGUGAGGGUCUGGAUUUCUCAGAUGACAAUGCCCGUGCUGUCAUAACAAUUGGAAUUCCUUUUCCAAAUGUGAAAGAUCUUCAGGUUGAACUAAAGCGCCAAUAUAAUGACCAGCAUUCAAAAUUGAGAGGUCUUUUACCUGGUCGUCAAUGGUAUGAAAUUCAAGCAUACAGGGCCUUAAAUCAGGCCCUCGGUAGAUGUAUUCGACACAAAAAUGAUUGGGGAGCUCUUAUUUUAGUGGAUGACCGCUUCAGGAGUAACCCAAGUCGAUAUAUAUCUGGACUUUCUAAAUGGGUACGGCAGCAGAUUCAGCACCAUUCAACCUUUGAAAGUGCCCUGGAAUCUUUGGCUGAAUUUUCCAAAAAGCACCAAAAGUUCAUUGAUGUAUCCAAAGAGGACAGAAAGUCCAUACAGGACAGUCAGUCUACACUUGAAGUGGCUUGUUUGAAGGACAAUACCUCACCUUACUUUUUAGAAGCAGCAAAUCAUCUAUUACCAGAAAAUCCUAGGGAAGAUGAUCCAGAAUUAUUGGAAGAGUCUGGCCAGCCAAUGGAAGCAGAAAACAUUGGGAUUUCCAGAUCCACAAGCCCAACCUUCAGCAAACAAACAAAUAGAGUUAGCUGGUCUAGUUCUAAUUCUUUGGGACAGUGUUUUUCUAGUAAAAUUCUGACUACAACACCUAAGUUUAGGUCAUCAGAGGACUGUGCCUCUAGUUCUUCCACUUUCAAAACAGAAAAGGAUUGUGAAACUGUUUUGCCACUCACUGAUAAAUUUGAGUCCUCAUCUCUCACAUCAUUUGAACCAUGCCCUCAGUCAGAAACUGUUAUUCCAUCAAUAAAGAUUGAGGCUGCUCUUCUUAAAAAAGAUCAUUCCGAACAGCUACUCUGCUGUAAAGAAGCUCUGGAUCCAGACCUUGAAUUAUCUCUAGUGAGUGAAGAAGAUAAACUUUCUACUUCAAAUAGAGCUUUUGAAACAGAAGCAGAAGAUGAAUCUAUCUAUUUUACACCUGAACUUUAUGAUCCUGUAGAUACAAAUGAAGAAAAAAAUGAACUAGUUGAAACUGAUAGAGACAAUAGAUUGGCCAAUAAUUCAAAUUGUAUUUUAGCUGAAGAUCUUUUUGAAACUAGGACUACAAAAGAAGUAGAUUCAGUCAGGAAAAUGAAAGUUGAGGAUUGCCCAGACACAAAGUUAAAUAGACUCAUGCAUAUUGAAGAAAGUGAAGUUGAUGAUAUUGGUAAUAAUAUAAAAGCAACUCAUAUAAAUGAAUUGGAACUGGGGAAAACUCAUGAAAUGGAUAUAAAGGACUUUAAACAGUCUCCUCCCCAAAAUAAAGGGCUGAAAAUUUAUAGAACAUACAGGCCACGAACCAGGAAAACUACCAGUUGGAGAAAGGGCUUUAUUCAUGGAAGAAAGGACACGAGUAACCUGCCUUGCCAGUCAGGACUUUAUUGUAUUAUUUGUGGAACUGAACUAUUACCUAAAGCAGAAGGAGGAGUUUUAAAAAAAGUUUUUUCCAAGAAUGCUAUGCUGAUAAAAAUCCAAAGAAUCUUCCUAAAUGUUAAAUUAAGUUGCACAGAAUCCCUUUGCCAUUGCUUAACUGAGUCCGAGUACAGUUCAGAAGAAGAAAAUUCAUUUUAUGUCACCGGGGACAGUGCUGCCCUUAACCAUUUAAAAACCACAUUAGUGGUUUAUCAGACUUCAGUAAAGAAUGAAGGCAUGGAGACAGGUUUAUCUUUAAAUGCCAUCUGGAAUACGAAAGAAUGUUCUUUAACCAGCUACUUACAGUGUAGAAAUUGUAUCAACCAGUCUCUACUCCCAUGUCCUUUAAUUGGUGCUGAAAUAAGUGACCCUAGAAAUAUUGCUGUAUCAAGGUAACAACCAUCACUUUCU